This is a messenger RNA of Anoplophora glabripennis (Asian longhorned beetle), 948 nucleotides long. Its product is annotated as dipeptidase 1-like. The record is from RefSeq and is a predicted model, not a curated record. NCBI's taxonomy places the organism in Eukaryota, Metazoa, Arthropoda, Insecta, Coleoptera, Cerambycidae. Bases 1 to 948 code for a protein of 315 amino acids. Gene Ontology annotation, biological process: proteolysis. Gene Ontology annotation, molecular function: metallodipeptidase activity. The transcript is spliced from 7 exons.
AUGGAGGAAUUAGGCUUUUGGGCCGCGUACGUUCCCUGCGAGUCCCAGUAUAAAGACGCCGUACAGCUAACUCUGGAACAGAUCGAUGUCAUCAGGAGACUCACCGAGCAAUAUCAUCCCCGAUUAACUUUGUGCACAUCGUCGGAAGACAUUAAGGACGCAUACAAAAGGCAUCAACUUUGCUCGCUUAUUGGAGUCGAGGGCGGACAUUCUUUAGCCGGGAGCUUAGCCGUCCUGAGGACGCUCUAUCAUGUCGGCGUGAGAUAUCUCACCCUGACGUCGACGUGCAACACUCCUUGGGCCGAUUGUUCUCACGAAGAUAUGCCCGGGAAAAAACCGGAGCACGGCGGUCUAACCAGCUUCGGGAAGAGCGUCAUUAAGGAAAUGAACCGCCUGGGCAUGAUCGUGGACCUCUCCCACGUGUCCGUCAACACCAUGAGGGACGCGAUGGAGGUGUCCAAGGCACCCGUGAUCUUCAGCCAUUCAUCCGCCCACGCGCUGUGCAAUUCCACGAGGAACGUGCCCGACGAGACCCUCAGGAAGCUGGCGCUCAACAAAGGAGUCAUCAUGGUCAACUUCUACCCGCCGUUCCUCACUUGCAAGGAAGUUUCCACGAUCGCAGACGCUGUGGCCCACAUAAAUCAUAUAAGGGAAGUGGCUGGCGUAGAUAGUGUGGGCCUGGGCGCUGGCUACGAUGGGAUUAACUACGUCCCUCAAGGGCUGGAGGACGUCUCCUCCUACCCGGCUCUGUUUGCCGAAUUAAUUGGCACGGGCAAGUGGAGCGUAGACGACCUGAAAAAAUUGGCCGGCCUGAAUUUCCUCAGGGUGUUCCAGGAGGCCGAGCGGAUCCGGGACGAGUUCAAGAAGGCCAACGUGCCGCCCUACGAGGACGUCAUGACGCCGAGGAUGCAGAGCAACUGCACCUCCACCAAGCAGGGCAACUUCUGA